CCCGUUUCCCAGAAUGCUUAGCGCGGCUGAGCAGGGAAGAUGGCGGACGUCAUGGAGGAGUACGAAAAAGAAGCUGGCUGCGUCCCUAUCCUCCAUCCGGAGGAAAUCAAACCCCAGAGUCACUACAACCACGGCUACACGGAAAAUGUCCCCCGCAAAAAUCACGUGGACGACUACAGCACCUGGGACAUUGUUAAAGCCACACAGUACGGCAUCUUCGAGCGGUGCCGGGAGCUGGUGGAGGCCGGGUUCGACGUCCGGCAGCCAGACAAAGAAAAUGUGACACUCCUCCACUGGGCUGCCAUCAACAACAGGAUAGACUUGGUCAAGUACUACAUAUCAAAGGGAGCCAUAGUGGACCAGCUGGGCGGAGACCUCAACUCCACACCUCUGCACUGGGCCACCAGACAAGGCCACCUAGCCAUGGUGGUGCAGCUUAUAAAGUACGGCUCCGACCCGUCUUUAAUCGAUGGCGAAGGAUGCAGCUGCGUACACCUGGCCGCCCAGUUCGGCCACACCUCCAUUGUUGCCUACCUUAUCGCCAAGGGACAGGAUGUCGACAUGAUGGAUCAGAAUGGCAUGACUCCUCUUAUGUGGGCAGCCUACAGGACACACAGUGUGGAUCCCACCCGUCUGCUUCUCACCUUCAACGUGUCUGUAAACCUGGGCGACAAAUACCACAAGAACACGGCGCUGCACUGGGCCGUGCUGGCGGGCAACACCACGGUCAUCAGCCUGCUGCUGGACGCCAGCGCCAACGUGGAUGCUCAGAACAUCAAGGGUGAAACGCCGCUUGACCUGGCCAAGCAAAGGAAGAAUGUUUGGAUGAUAAAUCACUUGCAGGAAGUGCGACAAGCAAAAGGUUAUGACAGCCCAUCGUACCUGAAGAGACUCAAGAUGGACAAGGAGUUCAGACAAAAGGUGAUGCUGGGAACACCCUUUUUGGUCAUCUGGCUGGUGGGUUUCAUCGCCAACCUGGACAUUGACUCCUGGCUCAUCAAGGGUGUCAUGUACGUCGGCGUUUGGGUGGCCGUGCAAUUCCUCUCGAAGGCUUUCUUCGACCACUCCAUGCACAGUGCCCUGCCGCUGGGAAUCUACCUGGCCACCAAGUUUUGGAUGUACACCACGUGGUUCUACUGGUUCUGGAAUGAUCUUCCGUUCGCUACGGUGCACAUGCCCUUCCUCCUCAACACUGUGGCUCUCUUCUACAACUUCGGAAAAUCAUGGAAGUCUGAUCCGGGGAUCAUCAAAGCCUCGGAGGAGCAGAAAAAAAAGACUAUUGUGGAGCUGGCAGAGACCGGCAGCCUGGAUCUCAGCAUCUUCUGCAGUACCUGCUUGAUACGGAAGCCCAUAAGGUCCAAACACUGUGCCGUGUGCAACCGUUGUAUCGCCAAGUUUGACCACCACUGCCCCUGGGUGGGAAACUGUGUGGGAAGUGGGAACCACCGCUACUUCAUGGGCUACUUGUUCUUCCUGCUGUGCAUGAUCUGCUGGAUGAUCUACGGCUGCAUCUCCUACUGGAGGAUCCACUGCGCCAGCAGCUACGCCAAGGACGGCUUCUGGUUCUACCUGACCCAGAUCGCCUCCUGCUCGCCCUGGAUGUUCUGGAUGUUCCUCAACAGCAUCUUCCACUUCCUGUGGGUGGCCGUGCUCAUCAUGUGCCAGCUCUACCAGAUCGCCGCUCUUGGGAUCACCACCAAUGAGAGGAUGAACGCUCGGCGCUACAAGCACUUUAAAGUCACGGCCACCUCCAUCGAGAGCCCCUUCAACCACGGCUGCGUCCGAAACCUCAUCGAUUUCUUCGAGAUGCGUUGCUGCGGCCUGAUGCGGCCCGUGGCCGUGGACUGGACCAGCCAGUACACAAUAGACUACGAGCAGACGUCCGGCUCGGGGUACCAGCUGGUGUGAAAGCCCCGCCCCCCCCCCCCCCCCCCCCCCCCAACCCCCUGGACCACCACGAGCCGGGAUCAGCAUGCCCCCGCCCACCCCGGACGGCGUGUCGCCACGACAGGAAAUAAAAAAACGUGACGCCGCCCCUUUUUUAUCCUUUCAUCUCCAGGAUUUCUUUUCCAAAACGGAAGGUUUGUUUGUUUUUAUUUUGCAAAGAAGGCAAGUUCCAUGUGGGAGAACUCCCACUCCCCCACUGACUUUGUAUUCCUUUUGGGGGCUUGUCCGGGAGACUGACAUAUUUAUUUCAUAUUUAUAUCAUUUUAGCAUUUUUUUUUUAAAUAUAUAUAUAUAUAUAAAUAUAUAUAUAUGACUGAGGCGCUAUUAAAGUAGUGGUGUAUUUAUUAUUAGAAAAUGAAAAGGUUCAUUCCACGUUGUCGUCUGCCUACGGCCUUGCACUGAAUUAUUUUGCCUGUUUCCACACAAACAGUGUAAAGAAUGUACAUAAUCCGGACUGGGCUUUUUUUUUUUUUUUCGUGGGUGUUGCCGUUUAGUUUGGACUCCAAGUAGCUCGUGGUGGCGUCCAGCAGCGUCCUCCACUGCAUGUACUAAGCUCCGCCCCCUCCCAUGUAUAGAAUGACUCUUAGCGUGUAUUUGUACCUCCUUCAAUCCAGUGUCCGUGCAAGUGUGUAAUAUAUUUCAUGCUUUUUUUAUUUGAAAUGUGCUAUAUAUAUAUAUAUAUAUGUAUAUAUAUAUAUAUAUAUAUAUAUAUACAUACAUACAGGGGGGGCAAAAAAGUAUUUAGUCAGCCACCGAUUGUGCAAGUUCUCCCACUUAAUAUGAUGACAGAGGUGUGUAAUUUUCAUCAUAGGUACACUUCAACUGUGAGAGACAGAAUGUGGGAAAAAAAAUCAUUGUAGGAAUUUUAAAGAACUUAUUUGUAAAUUAUGGUGUAAAAUAAGUAUUUGGUCACUUCAAACAAAGAAGAUCUCUGGCUCUCACAGACCUGUAACUUCUUCUUUAAGAAGCUCUUCUGUCCUCCACUCGUUACCUGUAUUAAUGGAACCUGUUUGAACUCGUUAUCUGUAUAAAAGACACCUGUCCACAGCCUCAAACAGUCAGACUCCAAACUCCACUAUGGCCAAGACCAAAGAGCUUUCGAAGGACACCAGGAAAAGAAUUGUAGACCUGCACCAGACUGGGAAGAGUGAAUCUACAAUAGGCGAGCAGCUUGGUGUGAAAAAAUCAACUGUGGGAGCGAUUAUCAGAAAAUGGAAGACAUACAAGACCACUGAUAAUCUCCCUCGAUCUGGGGCUCCACGGAACAUCUCAUUCCAUGGGGUUAAAGUGAUCAUGAGAACAGUGAGCAAAAAUCCCAGAACCAAACGGGGGGACCUGGUGAAUGACCUGCAGAGAGCUGGGACCAAAGUAACAAAGGUUACCAUCAGUAACACACUACGCCAACAGGGAAUCAAAUCCUGCAGUGCCAGACGUGUCCCCCUGCUUAAGCCAGCGCAUGUCCAGGUCCGUCUGAAGUUUGUCAGAGAGAAAUGGGAGAAUGUCAUGUGGUCAGAUGAAACCAAAAUAGAACUUUUUGGUAUAAACUCAACUCGUCAUGUUUGGAGGAAGAAGAAUACUGAGUUGCAUCCCAAGAACACCACACCUACUGUGAAACAUGGGGGUAAAAACAUCAUGCUUUGGGGCUGUUUUUCUGCUAAGGGGACAGGACGAUUGAUCCGUGUUAAGGAAAGAAUGACCGGGGCCAUGUAUCGUGAGAUUUUGAGCCAAAACCUCCAUCCAUCAGUGAGAGCUUUUAAUGAUUGACCAAAUACUUAUUUUCCACCAUAAUUUACAAAUACAUUUUUAAAAAUUCCUACAAUGUGAAUUCCUGGAUUUUUUUUUCACAUUCUGUCUCUCACAGUUGAAGUGUACCUAUGAUGAAAAUUACAGACCUCUGUCAUCAUUUUAAGUGGGAGAACUUGCACAAUCGGUGGCUGACUAAAUACUUUUUUGCACCACUGUAUAUAUACAUGUAUAUAUAUAUAGCACUACAAUAUACAUACUGUAUAUAUAUAUGAAAGGCUGGGUUUGUUAUACCACUGGAUGUACAAAUUGUAAAGCAAUUUUCUUUUGUAAAAGCAGAAAAGUGGUCAUCAUGAUUUCGUCCGCCGCGUUCUCCCAGCAUCAUUUCCAGUGCCUCUCCACGGCUUCACAUGUACAACGUCGACAACGGCAUGACUCACUUGUCAGAAUAAAAAAAAAAAGGCAAUUGUCAACAGGAGGAGGUUUUAAUUUGAAGGGGAGAGAGAGGCGGGUCACUGGGCGUGCACCAGGGCGCCGGCUCCUUGGCCGUAGCCGAAACCUUUGGGGCCGAAGUUCUUGGCGUAGCAAGCUGGGGAGGACGGAGAGGAGAUGUCACACGGUAUCACUUUGAGGAUCAACACAUGUAUCACUUUUGAACCUUCAUAAAAGUGUUGUGGACAGGAAGUGGAGGACGAGUCAUCACAACACAUUUAUAAAGUUGGCAUAAAUGAAUAAUGUUUUUUUUUUAUGUUUCAUUUGUAAUUUAUUGUUUGUCAUUGUAUUUUUAUAAAGCAUACAUAUUUGUUUUGUUAACUUUCUAUUAUGUUGUCAUUUUUAAAGUGUGUCAUGUUUCAAACUUAUAAAUAAUAAAUGUUAUUUCUUAGCUAGCAUCCUA
Messenger RNA from Nerophis ophidion (straightnose pipefish), 4585 nucleotides. RefSeq names its product zinc finger DHHC-type palmitoyltransferase 17 (gene zdhhc17). The record is from RefSeq and is a predicted model, not a curated record. Gene Ontology annotation, biological process: protein palmitoylation. The coding region runs from base 40 to 1908 and encodes 622 amino acids. Gene Ontology annotation, cellular component: Golgi membrane. Gene Ontology annotation, molecular function: protein binding; palmitoyltransferase activity. Lineage: Eukaryota; Metazoa; Chordata; Actinopteri; Syngnathiformes; Syngnathidae. The transcript has 17 exons.